Molecule: messenger RNA, 2070 nt
Organism: Schistosoma margrebowiei
Lineage: Eukaryota; Metazoa; Platyhelminthes; Trematoda; Strigeidida; Schistosomatidae
Source: the annotation of a GenBank genome assembly
AUGCGUUAUUUAACUCCUGAAAUAGCCUGGCAUGAAACGCUACCAAUAUAUUCAUGUGAUUUACAAAAUCGUCCCAAAUUAAUAAGUGAUAAUAAUAAAUGUAGCGAUCAAACAUCUAAUCGUAGUCCUUUAAGUGAAUUAAAUUUUAAAAAUGUUAAAGAUCUCGAUCCUGAUUUGAAUUGGACAAGAUUGGCAACAGCUGGCGGUGAUAAUGUUGUUCGUUUAUGGCGUGUUCAAUUGAAUUGGUUACCUGGAGUUUUGAAAACGACAACAAAGCAAACUGAAUCUCAAUGUACUGCUAAUCUAACGGUAGCUAAAAAGGAUCCUGGUGUUAAUACUUCUGGUACAACACAAAAAACUGAUUCCAAACAAUUCGAACAUUUAACUUAUUUGGCUUCAUUAAAACGUCACGAAAAACCUGUCAAUGUUGUUCGUUGGUCACCUUCAGGUGACUAUCUGGCAUCAGCUGGAGAUGAUUUAUUCAUUAUAAUAUGGUCAAAUCAAACUACCAAUAAUGGGAUGAUCACUUCGAUAGAUAAUUCAUCCAAUUUAAAAGAUGAAGAUGAUGAUGAUGAUAAUGCUGUAAAUUCGGAAAUAUGGAUUCCUUGUCGAAGUUUAAGACGUCAUUUAGAAGAUAUCUACGAUGUUUGUUGGUCUCCAGAUGAACGUGCACUUAUAUCCGGGUCUGUUGAUCAUUCAAUCAUAGUUUGGCACCUUGACUUGAUUCCAUCACCGUCAUCUGUUCUGCCAGUUGAAGAUUUCAGCAGUGUUGGAGAAGUGGGUCCAGAGAACAAUAAUUCUAAUCGACCGGAGAAUGCACCUGCCCCAAGUACAAAUACCAGUCAAGCUACAAUCAAGACCUUAAUUCUACGUGAUCACAAACAUUAUGUACAAGGUGUUGCUUGGGACCCAUUAGGAUUUUAUGUCGCCAGUUUAAGCAGCGAUCGAGCUUGUCGGAUAUAUCAUGCUGGAACUAAAAAUUGUUUAGCACAUGUGUCUAAAGCUGGAAAACAACGUUUAUUUCAAGAUGAUUCUUGGAAGUCGUUUUUUCGACGUCUUACUUUUAGUCCGGAUGGUUUACUUCUUGUUUGCCCAUCUGGUAAUCUUGAAGAGGCUGCAUUUGCUGGAUUAACCAAUUCAACUAUAAUUUCUUCAACCAAUGGAUUUGAACAGCCAGACAAAAUAGUAGAUACUACCAUUCCACUAGUUGCUCCUCAACAUGCAGCACAUAUUUUUGUACGUUCAAAUUUCACGCGUCCUGUAGUCAGUUUACCAACAGGUUCUAAGCCAGUUGUUGCAGUUCGCUUUUGUCCUCAACCGUUCCAAUUAAGACAGGUUAACUUAAACUAUCAAAAUGACACAAAUCAAUAUUCUAGCUUGUUUAAUCUUGCAUAUCGGUGGCUGUUUUGCUUAGUAUUAGAGGAUAGUGUUCUUUUUUAUGAUACUCAACAAACCGUACCAUUUGCUCAGGUUUCUCAGCUUCAUUAUCAAGCUCUAAAUGAUGCAACAUGGUCUAAAGACGGGCAUUUAGUUGUAAUCUGUUCUACUGAUGGUUAUUGCUCUCUUAUUCACUUCGCACAUGGUGAACUUGGCGCAUUUUAUCGUGGUACGUUUGGUGCGCCUAAUUCACAAGCUAUCUCAAUCGACAAUGCUUUUAGGGAAACAGAUAAGUGCCAGAUUAAUGAAGUUGAAAUGUUAUCAUCCGUAGUAGGGGAUGCAAUUAACGACGCUGUCAAUGAAGCAUACAAUCCUCCAAAAUCUAAUGUUUCAUCUGCCACAGUUCCUGACUCAAACAAAUUAACCACUGAAGCAAAGUCGUCAGAAUCAAGCAUUAAUAAUAAUCCCAUUGUUGUCGAUGGUGCCACAACUGUAUCUAAACAAAAACGUCGUGUACAGUUAACGACAUUGGUUUCUUUCAGUGAUGGGAAUAUAACUAAUAACGGUAGAACAGAUAACUCUCAGAUUUCAAAAAAUUUACCAAAUGACUCUGAUUUCCGCCCAACAGAUCCCAAAUCUUAUAAAUUUGAGGAAAGAGAUGUUAUAGAAAUCGAAGAUUCGCCGACUUCCUAA